GGCGAUGCCGAUGGCACAGGACCUUCCGUAUCCAGCAGAACUAGUUCAAGUUGCGCGCCUUGCAGCUUACGUUCAAACUGGUGAAGAUGUGUCAGGCGGAUUUUUUUAGUCUGUAAAUUUUCGGACUCGUAUCUGGUGACUGGUGCGAAAUGUGUCAUUAGAACGUGUUCAUCACCAAUUUCUGCCAGAAUUCCAACUGCGUAUCGAACUUUACAGAAAAUGAGGAAUAAUUUGCUCUACGCCACAGUUUAUAUUUCUUUAAUUUUUGUUUUGCAUAAUACGGCCAGCGCAGUGAAAAUCAAUAGCCUACAAGUCCCGGAGGCAAUCCGUUUAGGUUUCCCGGUGGUUCUCGACUGCGACUACACAAUAGAAGAGGAGGCCGCCGAUGGUCUCGUGGUGAAGUGGUAUUUUAACAAGACGCAAGUGCCGAUAUAUCAGUGGAUCCCGACGAGGCGGCCCCAAGAUUUCGGUAUACUAAAAGGCAGAUUAAAUUUGGAAUAUUCCGCCAGCAAGGAUAUCAAUAGCGUGCACAGGGCUCUUCAUAUCAUGAAGCCCGGACUAGAUCUCUCUGGAGAAUAUACUUGUUCCGUAUCUACGUUUAAUGGUGAAGAUGUCAAAUCGAAGAAGAUGUUAGUGUACGCACCGCAAAAGAACAUCGAACUAAAGCAGACACUUAUAGAUGAAACCGUACAGGUGUCUUGCAUUGCAGAAGGAGUUUACCCAGCUCCGAACAUGACUCUACUCGCCGGAAAUAGCAGUUUGGUGAAUGACUCCGUGGUGACGGUUCAAGAACGUGGAGGUCUCUACAACAUCAAAGCGAGCGGCAACGUUUCAGUCCUCGACGCCCCCGAAGAAUUCUCUUGUGAGCUGCACAUCCCGCAGGCCAAUUACAGUGUCCGGAUAGAAGCCGUGUAUUAUCCCCAAAAUGGCGCGGCCCAGUUGAAAUCGACGACCGUUUUAUUUCUGUGGGAAUUUAUGCUGCUUGCAGCGUACGUGAUGCGCCUCUCAUUUGAGGGAGCCCGAUUCCUAUAGGAAGGGUACCAUCACCGACGACUACCACCGUACUGAAGAACGACGAAUACGUAAAUGUUAUAAGUGUAUUGUAAAAUAUUUUCUAUGAGACGUGUAAAAAUUCAUAUCUAUAUGUUUAAAACAUUUUAAA
This is a messenger RNA of Onthophagus taurus, 1162 nucleotides long. RefSeq lists its product as uncharacterized. The record is from RefSeq and is a predicted model, not a curated record. Lineage: Eukaryota; Metazoa; Arthropoda; Insecta; Coleoptera; Scarabaeidae.